AUGGAAGUACGUAUUGUCACAUUAGACACCUCUGUGGUUGGCGAUCUUGAGGAGCUAUACAACAAGGCUCUUGCACUUGUCGACGAUGAAUCCAAAAUCCAUUUACAGAAGUACUACCAUCGAGUGGAUAGUACGACGCCUUUAAAUCCACCUGUCGGCUACAACAUCACUCACGACAACGGGGUCGUUGGGAUGGCACUCAGCAGCGGGGAUGACCUCUAUCCAGACCCUCCUGCUUACCGAGUCGGCCUGGAUGUGAUGCGCUUGCACCUAGACAAGCGUGACAACUUCUCUGGUUUCGUCGAGAUAUUCAGUGAGCAACUGACGAGCCGAGAACGACUCAUUCUUCUUCCAAAGGCGCCCUCAUCGCCGUUGUCGUCACGGGAACAACUGCGGCGCUUCUACCUCAUCUGGACCUUGAAGGAGGCAUACACGAAGGCUUUGGGACUAGGGAUGGGCUUCGACUUCAGUCGUAUAGAAUACGACGUUUUCAACGAUGCGGUGCGGAUAGACGGCGCAAUACCGCGGGGAUGGAACUUCAUCAGAUUCGAGUUCACAAACGAGUUCAGAGGAAGAGAAGAGGAGUACGUAGGGGUCAUCGCUCAGUACACCGGCUCAAACAACGAAGCGAAGGUUGAAGAACGGAGCACCGACGGAGGGUGGUUCAAAGUACAGGGUGCUGCUCAAUUUCUUGAGAGAUGCUUGGAGGAGUUCGAUCCUGUUUGA
Epithele typhae is the source of this 726-nucleotide messenger RNA. RefSeq lists its product as uncharacterized. Gene Ontology annotation, molecular function: holo-[acyl-carrier-protein] synthase activity; magnesium ion binding. The transcript has 4 exons. Gene Ontology annotation, cellular component: cytosol. The record is from RefSeq and is a predicted model, not a curated record. The coding region runs from base 1 to 726 and encodes 241 amino acids. Lineage: Eukaryota; Fungi; Basidiomycota; Agaricomycetes; Polyporales; Epitheliaceae.